CUUGGGCUCUUAUUAUUGGUUCCAACAACGCUACGCAUUUAUUUUGCCUAACUUUAUACUUGUCUCAUCAUUUUUUUCUCCAAAUCCCUGACAAAACAAUAACAUAAUUUAGGAAACAAAAUAAAAUUAAAACUUUGUGGUCGAGUGAGGAAACGGCGUCGUAUGUUUCAUCUUCUUCCUCCAGACUUUCUCUCUUUUACUCCAUCAUAAAUCAUAACUGAACGUUAUCGAAGAGAUCGUCGGAUCUACAGAUGUUAACACAGUCAACACUACACCUUCAGUGCGACGUUGUUUCUUUCUACAUCUCUCCUCUCCAGAAUGUCGGGAAAUUAUGAUUCUGAAAUCAAUCCAGAAACGUCAGCAGCAAAUGAUGAUGAUGUUGUUGUCGGUGGUAAUUCUGAGCCAACUAAUAACCAGGAAAUGAGCUCAAAGGAAGCUAAUUAUGAUAGUAAUAACAGCAAUGAUGAUGGGGUUAUAGUGAAUGCGGAUAAUAACGGGAGUGGUGGGGAUUCCGAUGGGGUGGUGGUGUCUGAGGAUGCUGGGAGGGAGGAUAUGUUUCUUGAUGCCCCUGAGGAUCUGGGUGUUGAUGGGAGAGAUUCAUCAGCUACUUUCACUGAGGCUCAUGGGAGCACAGAAUGGGAUGACGACAGAAGUCAUGAGCUCCGAACUCGAUUUAGUGGAUUGGACAACGAGAUGCAGAAUGAUUAUAUGGUGGAUGAGAUGGAGAGACUACGAGCCAUGCUCGAUAAGACUGUAAAUGAGAAAGAAAGCAUUGUGAGGGAACACAAGGAUGAGAUGGAGAUGGCUGCAAAAGGGAUUGCCAAUCUUCGAGAUCAGAUGCGGGAUUUGAUAAAUAAACAGUUGUUGAUAAAUGAAAACCAGUCUAGAUCUCAUGAUCAGUUUCAUCCAGAUGUAGACCAAACACCACUGCAUGAUAUAAUACAUGAAUGCUCGAUGUUUAUUAGGAAUGUUACAGAAGAGUUACAGGAUCUGAAUACAAAAUCUGCAGAAGCUUCAGUGUCACAUGAGGUUGUCAAUUCUUAUAUGAAUGCAGUUCAAAAUGAAUCGGCAGAGGUUGAGUUUCAGAAGAAUCAGUACAUGGAAGAUGCUACAAACAGGAUCCUGAGCUCUCUCACAUCUGUUGUGUACGUAGGGAAUUUAUUGGAUAACUCUCUUUUAGGGAGGAUAGCCCAUAUUGAGCAAAGUGUUUUUACCUUGAUUGAAAAUUAUAACUGGUUCCUUUACCAAGGAGAUCAGCUAAGGCAGUGUUUGACGCAAUUGAAGCCUGAUAUUGCGGAGCAGACUGAUUAUGGGGUGAUAUUUGCUGCAGCAAAUGAAGAGCUUCUAGGGUUCAGAAAGAAGGAAACAGAUUUUGUUGAGAAGAUGAGUCAUUUGGAAAGUGAGAACAGUCAAUUGAUGGAGCAACUUGACGCACACAAGGCAACUGCUGACUCAGCAAAUGCAGAACUUGAAAAAUUGAAUGCUGAACUCGAGCAGGAAAAACACAGAUAUUCUAACACCAAAGAAAAGCUUUCCCUGGCUGUGACUAAAGGGAAGGCGUUGGUCCAGCAGAGGGACUUGCUGAAACAAACUCUAGCAGAUAAAUCAAGUGAACUUGAGAAAUGUCUUGUCGAAUUGAAGGAGAAGUCAAGUGCAUUAGAGGCUGCCGAGUUAAUUAAGGAGGAGUUGGUGAAAAGCCAAAUGUCAGGUGCGUCGUUGCAAGAAAUGCUCGUACAUAAGGAUCUAAUUCUUGAAAAGUUAGAAGAUACUAUACUUCAGAGUGGAAUACCGGAGAUAUUGACAUCAAAAGAUGUAACUGAAAGAAUCAGAUGGCUCGUUGAUGAGAGGAAUGCAUUGAAGGAUGUUUCCCUGAAGUUCCAUCAACUGGCUGAUGCCUUGUUGUCCAUUGAUCUCCCAGAAAAUUUUUCCUUUUCUGAUCUUGAAUCUCGUCUUGGUUGGCUUACAGAAUCAUAUGAUCAAGCAAAGAUGGAUGUUGGAAAACUGCAGGAUGAAAUUACUAGUACAAGAGAAUCACUUACUGAAGCUGAGGCAGAAGUAGGUGCAUUGAGAGUGGAGAAUUCGAGGAUAAGGGAAACUGCUGCCAGUGAAAUGGACCACUUAAUUGCUUCACUUUCCACGGUUCUCGUGGAGAAGGAUUAUGUUAAAAUGGAGUUGGAAGAUAUGAGCCACAGAUAUGAAGCAGUUAUUCAUAGGGAGCGUCAAGCUGUAUCAGAAAAGGAUGACAUGUUAAAGAUGUUGCUAGAGGCUUCUGGAGUCACAGUGGCUGAUGGGCAACCUUCUGAAACAGGUGUGCUUGUGGAACAAUGCCUUGCAACAAUGAAAGACCGAAGCAGUUCAACUCAUGAUUCAUCGGAGGUAAGAGAUGAGUUUUAUCAAAUCAUGCAGAAUCUCUUGUAUGUUAAGGACCAAGAGUUGGCUCUCCAUGAGAAAAUAUUGGAAUUAGAGACUGAGAAAAUGAAAAUGGAUCUGGAUAAGUUGUGUAUUGAUUCAACAAGGGCUUCUGAAGAAAUUGCCACUCUCAAGGAACAGAAAGAGAAGCUACAGAAGGAUCUUGACCAUACUGAGGAGAAAUUGGCUUUAAUACGGGAAAAAUUAACAAUGGCAGUGAAAAAGGGUAAGGGAUUGGUGCAAGAACGUGAGAGCCUGAAGCACCUUAUUGAUGAGAAAAGUUCAGAAAUUGAGAAGUUGAAGUUCGAAUUAGAGCAGAGAGAGCUUGCAAUUAGUAACUAUGAGAGCGAGAGUAGUAGGCUCUCUGCACAGGUGCAAGGCAUUACAGAGUUAGAGGAAGAUAUUAUUACCCUGAAAGAUCAACGAAAUCAACUAGAAAGGGAUCUCACAGUGAGCAACAAGCUCUUGAAUACUCUGACAGAGUCUAUAAAUAGCAUUGGUUUACUUGCUGGGUCAAAUUUUGCAGAGCCUGAUGAAAAGUUAAGAUGGCUUGCUGGGUACUUUGAUGAGUGUGAAGUUGUCAAAGCACAAGCUGAGAAACAGUUAGAGAAUGCAGUCUUUGAAGUUGAAACAUUGACUACCAAAGUCUCGGAUGCACAGUCCAUUAUCAAGUCGCUUGAAGAUGCACAGGCAGUUGCAGAAGAAAAACUUUCUCAACUUGUUGAAGAGAAGAGAGAGCUCAAUAUUGGCCUGAUGUCUGCUCAAGAACAACUAGAAAAAGCAAUGCAGGAGGCACGUCUGUCUGCUCAAGUUGGUGAAGCUCAAAAUUUGCUGGAAAAUGCUCUUGCAGUGGCAGAAACCAGUGUCGUCAGGCUUGGUAAGGAGAAGGAAGAAGCUGAAUUUAGUAGAGCUGUUGCAGAGGCUGAUUUAGAUAAAGCAAGAUCUGAAAUUACUGAUCUUACCAGCAAAUUGUCUAAUACUGCCACAACUCUGGAACAAGUCUUAGAUACAGUAGCUCAAUUAAAGACCACAGUUGCCAUGCUAAGUGAUGACAAAAAUGAUGCCCAGGCAGUUAGAACUACAUUGGAAAAUGAACUAAUGAACCUUAAAGAGGAAGCUGACACCCGGGAUGGCAAGCUGCAAGAGGCACACUCAAGCAUAAAAUCUCUCAAAGAUGUACUCUCGAAGGCAGAAAAUGAUAUAUCUGAACUGGACAAUGAAAAGAAAGCUGCUGAACAGGAAAUAUCAACUUUAAGUGCCAAACUCAGCACCUGUUUGGAGGAGUUGGCUGGAACUCAUGGUAGCUUGGAGAACAGGUCCUUACAGCUUUUUGAUCACCUUAAAGCACUUGAACCGCUUGGGGUAGAUGAUUUUCUACACUCUGCACUGAGAAAAUGCUGCAAGUCAAAAUUUGAGAGCCUCAAUGAGAUGGAAGACUUAUUUAAUAGCAUCAGGGGUCAGUGUGCUAAGUUGAGUCCAGAUUAUGUUCCUUUUUCAGAGGAAUCCUCUUGCCUGACAAAGUUACUAUCAACCAGCCCUGAUGAAAUUGUUAAUUUGGAUAAUAAUGGCUGCCAUACAGAUGCAGUAGAGGGUGAUGAUAUAUCUUUAUAUGUUCAAAAGAUAGUGGAAGGCUUAAAUGUGAGAAAGAGGACCUUCACUGAGAAUUUUGAUGGUUUUUCUUCCUUUCUGAGUGAGUGUGAUGCUUCUGUUGUGCGAGAAUUACAAUAUAUGAGCAAACUGAUAGCAUCUAUGGUUGAGGGACUGCAGUGUCUGGAUCAGAAGGUGAAAACCGUGGAAACAGAUUACCAGACUCUAGCGAAUGAAGUGACCCCUCUGAAUGAUGAUAUUUCAGUUUUGUUGUCUGCUUGUAGUGAAGCUACACAAGUGUUGCAGUUGGAAGUUGACAAACGAAUGGCAGAAAUCACUUCAUCUCAUGAGCAUGAAAUGGAAAUUGAGUCAAAAUUUAGUGAAAGCAGGCAUGGCAAAGCUACUGAGAUGUUGUUAUCAGCUACAAGAAAAGCUUGUGAUGUGUGCGAGCAAUUGGAGAAUUCAAGGAACAAACAUUCAUCAGAAGUCGAGGAAUUGCAGAAUAACCUGAAAGAACUAAAAAUAGUUGCAGACAAGACUCUCGAAGAACGGGAUCUAUACAAUGGGAAGGUCUGUGAUUUGGAGAAUGAUUUAGCAGCACUACAAAAUAUCUGCAGUGAGCUAAGGGUUAAGCUGGAAGAUUAUCAAGAUAUUGAGGUUAAGUUGAGGGAUAAAGAUGUCAAGAUAUCAUCACUGCAGAGCAACUUGACACUGAAAGAGAAAGAAGCAAGAAAGGCUCUCGUUUGGGCAUCUCAUAUGAAAAACCUUAUGGGCAGAAUAGAUAAGAUCGAAGUUUUAGUGGAAGAUUCUCAGGGUGGGGAGUCAGAGCCUCAAGAUUCAGCCCAAUUCAAGAAGCUGCUGUAUGUUAUUGAUAACUUUCCUGUGUUACAGCAUAAAAUUGAAUUGCUUUCCCGAGAAAAAGAAGAGCUACAGAUCGUGCUUACAGAUCAACAUCAUGAGACUGAACAUCUGAAGAAAAGAGUUCAAGAAAGUAUUGGCCAUGAGGAAGAAUUAGCGACGGUUAGGAGCAAAAUCAUCAAUAUGGAAUCUGGUCUUAAUAAAAUCAUUCAGAAGUUUGCUAGCAGGAAUUUGAUUGGGAACCAAAAUUCUGUUAUUACGGAUGAUCUUUUACAAAUAUUAGAAGAACAGGUAGUGACAGAAAUCUCAGAAUCUGAAAAUCUGAAAUUCAAAGUCCAAGAACUCGAAUUAGAGGUAAAAAAGAGUAUUAGUAGUGAUCUGGAAGUAGCAAAGCUUAAAGGACAAUUAUUAGAUCUGGAGGCAGGUGUGCAAAGAAUUAUCACGAAUUUGGGAGGUGAUAUAACUAAGGACUUGAAGCCUAUCACUAUAAGUGAUCCUAUACAAGUUUUGGAGAAGAUGGUAAUGGCAGUUAUUUUGGAAAGUGAGAAGAUGAAAGCAAAUGAGAAUACAUUUGGUUCAGAGAUCUGGAAGAACAGCGACGAGCUAGAGUUAGCUGAGGUUAAAAGUCAAGUAGUUAAUCUUGAAGCGGGUGUGCAGAAGAUCAUUAAGAAGUUGAGAGGUGAUGCAACUGGGGACCAUAGACCUAUUGCUACUAGUGAUCUUUUGUUAUUGUUAGAAAAGAUGGUCACGGCUUUAAUUACAGAGUCUGAAAUUUCAAAAUCAAAAGUCAAUGAACUUGAUUCAAAACUGUACGGGAGCCAGAAGGCUGUGGAUGCAUUAUUAUUGAAGGUGAAAGAACUUGAAGAUUCAUUCCAAUCUAGGGUUUUUCCUCCUGAUACUAUCCAGGAAAGGAGCAUCUUUGAAGGACCCUCACAAUCACCUGCAUCUGAGAUAUCUGAAAUUGAAGAUGUGGGUUCCAUAUCAAAAGCUACAAUUUCUCCUGUUCCAUCUUCCACUCAUGUAAGAACAAUGCGGAAGGGGUCAAGUGAUCAUAUUGCUGUAAAUAUUGAUUCAGAAUCAAGUUGGUUGAUUGAUAAUGAAGAAGCAGUUGAGGAUAAAGGUCAUGUCUUUAAGUCUCUUAAUAUGUCGGGUCUUGUUCCACUACAAGGAAAGAUGUUCGCUGAUCGGCUUGAUGGAUUAUGGGUGUCUGGUGAUCGAUUGUUGAUGAGUCGGCCAAGAGCAAGGCUUGGCCUUGUUGCAUAUUGGCUAUUCUUGCACAUGUGGUUAUUGGGAACCAUUUUGUAACGAGUUUGGCUGUAGUGAUAGAUAUCUAGGCGACACACAACAGCAACACUAUCUAUAGUUAGAAAUGUAUUAGUAAUAGUGUUAAUAGCAAAUUUAUGAUUAAAUCGGAUGAUGUUUAUAGUCACGUAUUAUUCAUUA
Messenger RNA from Beta vulgaris subsp. vulgaris (sugar beet), 6297 nucleotides. RefSeq names its product trans-Golgi network-localized SYP41-interacting protein 1. The record is from RefSeq and is a predicted model, not a curated record. The coding region runs from base 319 to 6159 and encodes 1946 amino acids. The transcript is spliced from 9 exons. Lineage: Eukaryota; Viridiplantae; Streptophyta; Magnoliopsida; Caryophyllales; Amaranthaceae.